AUUUUCAGUUCAGUUCCAACGCUCCGAGCGACAGCAGCAACAUCAACUAACGGCAGCAACUUCGAUUCAAUUCGAUUGGAUUUCGAUUCGAUUUCGAAACCGCUCGAAUCAGUUCUAGAAUUGCCUGCGCUUGCGCCGGAACUUCUCGCUUUUCGUUUCGACUUGUUUCAAAAAUAAUCAACAGCUGUCUGUCCCCAUACUCUAAAACUGUUUUUGUCCGGAGUGUGUUUAAAUGUGAUUCACCGCAGACCAUUGUCUUCCGAUCCUCACAGACCUGAAAACUGUUUCCAAUUAUUCAAAGAGAAACAACAACAGAAAACAACACACGUGCGGUUUCUUUGCGGUCUUGACGCGGUUUCCGUUUGCUGAAUGUGUGUGUUGUUUUAUGCAAAUCGGCGUAAAUUUAAUUACACAGCUAUAGAUUGCUAAUCGGUUUGUGCUAAAACAAAUUAUAUAAUUUGCCAUAAACAACUAACAUUCGUUGGUUGUCUCUGCUGUUAUCGUCGAUUGCAAGAUCGGCACGGAAGGAGGCACCAUGUCCAACACGGAGAGAGGAUGUCUGUACAGAGUGCGAAACUUUCUGUCAUGUCGCCAAGUGCUCAAUCUGCUGACCAUGCUCGGCUUCAUGCUGAACUACGCCCUGCGAGUGAACCUCACCAUUGCGAUCGUGGACAUGGUCAGUCCUAAUGUUACGGAGGCUCUGUCGGGAAAUUCCACCAAGGCGGCAAAUGCAACUCUUUCCGGAAAUGCAACUCUGGCCGGGAAUGCAACUCUGGCGGGAAAUGCAACGCUGCUGGCGAAUGCAACCACCGCAUCGGAAGGGGUGGAUGUCGUCGAGGAGCGCUUCCCGUGGGACACCUACCAGACCAACUUCGUCCUGGGCUGCUUCUUCUGGGGCUACGUUCUCACCGAACUGCCGGGCGGUCGUCUGGCCGAGUUGAUCGGAGGGCGACGCGUCUUCGGACAUUCCAUGCUGUGGGCCAGUCUGCUCACCCUGAUCACGCCGCUGGCGGCGCACAUCAACUACGUGGUGCUCAUCAUCGUGCGAGUGGUCCUCGGCUUCAUGCUGGGCGCAUCCUGGCCAGCCAUUCACCCGGUGGCCGCCGUCUGGAUUCCGCCCAUGGAGCGGUCCAAGUUCAUGUCUAACAUGAUGGCUUCUUCCCUUGGCGCUGCAAUCACCAUGCCCAUUUGUGGUUACCUGAUCUCCGUGGCUGGCUGGGCCAGCGUUUUCUACUUGACGGGAGCCGUGGGUUUGCUUUGGUCCUUGGCCUGGUUCACCUUUGUCUACGAGACUCCGGCCACCCAUCCCAGGAUUUCCGCGGAGGAGAGGCGAGAGAUCGAGGAGGCCAUUGGCAGCACCACCUCCAAGAAGCGACCAAGCUACGUUCCCUGGGAACAACUGCUCUGCUCGCCUGCCGUUUGGGCCAUUAUCAUCUGCCACGGAUUAGCUGUCUUUGGAUUCUUCACAGUGGUCAACCAGCUGCCCACGUUCAUGUCCAAGAUCCUGCACUUUGACAUCAAGAAGAAUGGUUUGUUCUCGUCGCUUCCUUAUCUGGGCAAAUAUGUGAUGGCCGUGGCCUCUUCCUAUUUGGCUGAUUACCUGCGAAAGAGGGGCACUCUGAGCACAACGGCCACCAGGAAGUUGUUCACCACCUUUGCCUUGGUCAUUCCUGGAUGUCUGAUGAUUGUGCAAGUCUUCCUGGGCUACGAUGCCACCUGGUCGGUGACGAUCUUCUCGCUGGCCCUGUUCGCCCACGGAGCUGUCACCGCUGGUUACCUGGGCAAUGGCCUGGACAUUGCACCCAACUUUGGCGGAACCAUCUUCGGACUGGCCAACACACUGUCCUCCUUCGGCGGAUUCCUCUCCACGUGGAUGGUGGGAGCCCUCACCUACGAAGAUGAGUCCUUCCAUUCGUGGCAAAUUGUGUUCUGGAUUCUGGCCUUCACCUACAUUUCGGCAGCCGUGUCGUUCGUCAUCCUGGGAACCGGUGAGCUGCAGUCGUGGAACAACCCACCGGAGCGAGUGAAGAUCAGCGAUGUCACCCAGGAGGAGGGUGUGCCGCUCAAGAACGGAAAGUAAUUCCCCUUGCCAGUGAGCCUCAGUCGGUGCUCCAUUGACUCCUGACCAGAAAAGAAGGAAACCGAAAGCCCAGUUGGAGAUAGAGCAUCCCGCCAUCCGCACAAGUUAUAGUAGUUGCUACUGCACCCUCGAGAUUAAGGAGGAAUUCAAUCACCAACCUCUGGUCAGGAUUUUUGGGAACCCAACAACCGACACUCAACACGGAGAAAAACAUGAAAUGAAAGACAUUAUUUUUAUAGACACUGCAAGGUUUCUUCGCACAAAAACUACACACAUCUCAUACCCAUAAAAAAAAAAAAGCCCAAAACACUGUACACCGAUGCAGACGUCUGCUAAACGGAAAUUGACUAUAUUUAUAAGUAAUAUUUACUUUAGAGCAGCUAAGUACGCAUAUGUGUAGCCUAAAUGAUUUAUAGUAUUCUGUAUGUCCACAGAGUGCACAGCUGGCUGGUGAAAAGGAGCUUAUCCUUGGAAUCCCCUGCUGUGUCCAUUAUGUUUCGUUUUAUUUAUAACGUAGCCCUAACUAUUGUCUAGCUUAGAUGAACAAAAUACUUAUGCAAGUAGCGAAAUACAUACACAUAUGCUGAUAGUGUAGCUAAGUUGAUAAACAGCGUGUAACUUUGUACUAUACUUGAUUAUUUAUGUAAUUAAUUUAAACAUUUUCUAAGUUCAUAAUAAAGCGUGACUCAGAAAGAAAU
Molecule: messenger RNA, 2778 nt
Organism: Drosophila ficusphila
Lineage: Eukaryota; Metazoa; Arthropoda; Insecta; Diptera; Drosophilidae
Product: sialin
Exons: 7
Coding region: 536-2080 (514 amino acids)
Biological process (GO): transmembrane transport; monoatomic anion transport
Cellular component (GO): plasma membrane
Molecular function (GO): transmembrane transporter activity
Source: RefSeq, a predicted model, not a curated record